This is a messenger RNA of Paramacrobiotus metropolitanus, 1725 nucleotides long. RefSeq lists its product as uncharacterized. The record is from RefSeq and is a predicted model, not a curated record. Gene Ontology annotation, molecular function: protein binding. The transcript is spliced from 3 exons. Lineage: Eukaryota; Metazoa; Tardigrada; Eutardigrada; Parachela; Macrobiotidae. The coding region runs from base 141 to 1133 and encodes 330 amino acids.
UCCAUUUUAAUCGACGUUGUUUAACAAAAACAAGGAGUAACUUUAUUAAACCAUUAGUGUCAUCACACGUAUCCUCAGGGAUGUUGGCCGAGCAAGCCUGAACUGCGUCUCGCCAUCUACUGCAGUCUGCACACAUAAUUAUGUUUGUUUUCAAAGACAGGGAGCAGAAGCUCCUGGCGUGGAACACUGUGGAAGCUCUCGUCGACGGCCAGCUCCAGCAUGGCAAUGUGGUCGAUGUGGCGGAGGGCGGCCUGAUGGUUGAGUUCGGCUGUGGCACACAGCGCGCGCAGUUGAUCGAGUACGGACGCAUUAGACGCAUUUUUCCCGACUUUCGAUCACAACCACCUACCUUGCGGACCACCACCACCGAGGUGCUGGUGCUACUGCGCCAUGAUCCCGACGAUGCCUGGAUCUGGUAUCCGGGAAAGCGUAUCCCCCUAGGCGACUGCUGGUACAACUUUCUGGAUCUCGUGGAAGUGCAACGGCCGCAUGGCAUCGUUAGAGAGAUCGUGCCCCACACGCAGGUGCGCCUAACACCCACGGACGAGGAUGUGAAGAGACGGCUGGUUCGCGAGGGCGAUUUUGUUGUACGCUCUUGUCCGCUGCCGGCCGGCUACUGGGCAGAUGGGUCCCAGUUACCCCGGGAGAUUUUCAAGAGCGAACUAAACCAACGAUGGCGUGUUGUGUGCACGUCAGUGCUCAGCCAGACCUUCGACUAUCUGCAGCGGCAGACGGAUAAACCAGUAACUCAUGAGAUCUUGAAUCUUGCCUACAAAGCGGCGACGGAAGAGGCACGUGCUCGUAUAUCUUGCAGAUGUCUUCGGUUGCUCCGUCAAAUGACGGUCCGCACAUCCAGUAGAAAGCGGAAAACCGAUGGCGGUAGUAGAACAAGUCUGCCGUUACCAGCUGAGCUAAUGGUGGAAGUCUUCCAGUCCCUGGACUCCAUCGGACGCUUCCGUUGUCGGCGCGUCUGCCACCUGUGGAACACUGUUCUCACCACGGACGCCUACUUCCCCGAUGUGCGGGUUUCGGGUAGCGAUACGGAGUAUGGCGAUCUGCAGUGCACAUACGCCAUGGGGUACUGGGUGGUGGCUGGUUUACUAAAAUGCCUCUCGAACGCGACUAAGGUAUAAGGAAGGAAUUUAGACAUUCACAAAUUAAUCCGCACGGCCGUACCGAUUAACUGCCUCCUCAAUGCCUGCCGCGUCCCGACGCUGAUAUUCUACGACUGUGAUUUCGGGGGAAUGUUAGCCUUUGUCCAUUCCGUGACCGACCAGUUGGCUGAGCGCUUCUGGAAGUGCUCAAUGCGCUACGGUGACAGUAGCCCGUUUGAUCGGAUGGUGGUGAAGAAGUGCCGUAUUUUCAAUGACCACCUAACAGCCUUCGUAGCCGAUUCCGCGAUUCGCAUCCAGUCGGAGCAGGACAUCCGGCUGCAGUUGUGGGAUCUCUUUGAGAACCACUUGGUGCUGAAGAGACCGCGGUGUUUGCCGCUGGUGUCACAGUGGGUGGCCGACUGUAUCGCGGACGAGUGCAGCCAGCAAGGCCGACAACAGAUAGUAAAAGCCCUCGAAUAUUACCAGUCUAAAGAUCCGCGUUCAUCCACCCCCUACCGCGAUCGGGACUGGACAAUGUCGACGAUCUCCGAGCUGGAUACCAGUAAGCUGACCCGGCUGACGUCGGCGGCAUUGAGCGAAGGCGCUUCAUUCGAAAAAAAAUUCACACAAA